Molecule: messenger RNA, 3924 nt
Organism: Doryrhamphus excisus (bluestripe pipefish)
Lineage: Eukaryota; Metazoa; Chordata; Actinopteri; Syngnathiformes; Syngnathidae
Gene: mpnd
Product: MPN domain containing
Molecular function (GO): metallopeptidase activity; protein binding
Source: RefSeq, a predicted model, not a curated record
CGAGAAAGCCAUUAAUGUCUCGUAGAUAGACGGCCACAUUGUUGCCAAUAAUGAUUUAUUUUCACUCCUUGGCAUCACGCGUGUUGUUUUUUCGUGACUCUUGUCGAUCUUUGGGUGUUUUAGGCUAAUAAUGAAUGUGGAUAGUGACAGCUAGCGUGCAGGGCGAGUGACAAGGAGGAAGAAGAAGAAAAGGGGGGGGGCUGACAUUAAAGCAACACAACAAGGAAACUACACUGCCUUCAUUUUAUCUUCUUCAAUAAUAGCCUCAACCAGUGUGGCCACGACGUGGCUCACCCCUUAUACAGACAGCAAACACCUCCGUCCACACUGGAGCUCACCGACCGAGCCCGCUCAGCAUCGAGUGCCGAGUUGGAGCGACUUGUUCCCGGCGUUCUCGGAGCCAUGAUGGAGCCACCCAGCUCACCACAGGUGAUUGAGGAUGGAGGAGAGGAGGAUGAGGAGGAACUAAGUGGAGGUGAGGAGUCUGACCUGCGCUCCACCUCAGGCCGGGGCUCCUUACUCACCCGUAGAGGCAUCACGCUGAGAGUGCUCCUUAAGGAUGGCCUGGUGGAGCCAGGUGACGGCGUUCUGGCUAUCCACUACUUGGGUAAGAACUUUAUAGGGGACUUGCUGAACGACGGGAAAAUCCGUUGGGUGGAGACAGGUCAGAUCUUCAAUUCACCAAGUGCAUGGGCCACCCACUGCAAGCGCCUGGUCAACCCAGCCAAGAAGUCUGGCUGUGGCUGGGCAUCAGUGCGCUACCGCGGACAGAAGCUGGUCCAGUAUAAGACCACGUGGCUGCAUAAGUACCAGCCCAGUGCAGACAUGAGCCUGGUGAGCGAGGAGGACGAUGACGAGGAUGAAGAAGAAGGGAAAUCAGCCGUGCAGGUGGAUGAGAAGAACAGAAACAACAAACCUGGAGGACUACAUGAUGUUCUUGCUCCACGAAGAACAGACCGAGAGAGAAUCCCCGUCAGAUAUUGCACUUUGGGCACCAGGGAUGCUACCAGAGACCCUCACACGCUGGUGGAGCUCUCUGCCUUCUCAGCCAUUAACAGAUUUCAGCCUUUCAAUGUGGCCGUAUCCAGUAACGUGCUGCUGCUCAUGGACUUCCACUGUCACCUGACCACUAGUGAGGUGGUGGGAUACCUGGGAGGACGAUGGGACACGAACACACAACUGCUGACCAUCUUACGAGCAUUUCCUUGUCGAACGAGACUGGCUGACAAAGACACUGCCUCUGCUGUUGAGGAGGAGAUCUGCCAGAACCUGUUCAUGCGUGGCUUGUCUCUGGUGGGGUGGUACCACAGUCACCCGCGAGGUCCGGCCUUGCCCUCCCUGCAGGAUAUUGACUCACAGAUGGACCACCAGCUGAGGCUGCAGGGAUCCAACAACGGCUUUCAGCCCUGUUUGGGUGUCAUCUGUGGGCCGUACUAUCAUGGCAAUCAAGGUGUGGCCUCCACUAUAACACCAUUCUGGGUGGUAUCGCCACCUGAGCAAAGACCCAACGACUAUGGCAUCCCAGUGGCUGUGGAAGUCACCUAUGUGCAAGAUAACUUCCUCACCAGUGAUGUCCUCAACGAAAUGAUGCUGUUGGUGGACUACUACAAGGCCGCUCCUGACCUCAUCCAUUUCAGUCAGUACUGGUGUCCUGAUACCACCAUGAUGGAUAAGAUCAAGGGGUCUCUGAGCUGCCACGCCCCCAAGGACCAAGCCUACUCUCAAAUCUUGGAGCACGUCUACAGUCAACUGAGCGCCGUACAGGUGCCUUGAAAAUGCUUGGCCCGUGAGUGCUAGUAAGAAAAGCACAUAUGCCGACAGCUCCAUGUCAACUAUUGUAAACUUUUCUUCAGGACCUUUUGUGCCAGUUACUUUAUUUAUUAUGGCGUAAGGACAAAUGCAUACUUUCCAUGUGCUGAUUCACAUUUAAAGCAUAUCUAAUACACUGGAAUUAUAUUUGAAAAAAAUCGUCUGUUUUGUUUUGAAGGAAAAAAAAUAUUUUUUUUCUGUUUAUUGUAAGAAGUGUGAAGUCAGGAAAGAAGCACAUACAAUUAUUGAUAACAGACCAGUAUGACAGGUAAGUCCAUACCGAAUGUAAAAACCUUUUAUAGGGUAUUAUAAUUAUAACAAUAAUAAGGACUACAUGCAAGUUUUAAGGGUUUGGAUAUAAAAAAUAGUACAAUAUUUAAGACUGAUUAAACAAAACAUAACCCUUUACAACCAUAUAUGCAAAAUAAACAGUCUUGUGUGUGUGCGGGGAAACAGUUUUGUAGUGUUUAGAGACGUUACACAGGAAAGUGCCACUAUUUAGAAUUGGGAAAAGCAGCAAUAAGUAGCUAUGUUAGGCUUUGGUUUUAGGAUCAUUAGUCACUCCUCCCUGUUCCAAAUAAAAGCUAGCAAGAAUUUGCCUUUUUUUAAUCCUUUUAAAACAGCAAAAAAAUCUAGGUGUCAACAUGUAAACACAUAAGGUCCAAACACAGUGGAGGGGUCUGUUAAAACUCACAAAACACUAAUGAAAGAUACAGUCCCCAAGUCAAAACAUUCCCUUGAUGUUUUCCCUUUUAGGCUACAUCCUACCAUAAAGACUGUAUUUGUGUAUUAAGAGCACAGGAAUGGUCAAAAUGUACCAACACUUAAAAAAAUUCAACGAAUUCCGGAGUGGAGGACAGAAUGGGACACAGUUUCACAUUAUGGCAAGACAAAGGAUAGAAAGUCAUGAACAGCUGCCAGCAGCGUCAUAUUUUUUUUUAGGCACUGUGUGGGUUAAAACGGGCUCUAACAAAGAUGUGGCUGCAUUUAAGUGACUAAAAAGGUGCAACGUUUGCAUUUCAUGGUGUGUAACUGGAGUAUCAACACACACACAAGUCAAUCUCAAUGGAGGUACAACUCUCACAUGUCGCGUAAGCAGCUCUAUUUAAAGCAAAUGAAAUGAAACAUAAUACUGUGCAGUCACUGUGAUGCUUUUGAAAAACGGACCAUUUAAAAAAACACAGGGAUGGCUAAUUUGUGUCAUGUGGUUCCAAUGAAAACAUGAGUUCUCAGAGUGGCCAGCAGGUGGCAUUGUUGAAUUACUAAAAAGGGGAUUAUUCAGUCAAAAGUUGUCACACAACCUGAGCUUUGUGUUUGAAAUUGCAGGUCAGUCCUCCACGCGGUUUUAGUGGAACCGCCUUUCUUUUGUCUUCCUUCCCUCCCUCCCACCUUCCUCCCUUCCUUAGUGUGGUAGUGGAACCAACACCUCAACAUAGUUGAGGGGGAAGAAUCCCGACUGGCCAUUGAGCAUCCCCUCAUACCAAUUCUCGUCGAUCUGAUUGGUCAGCGUGAUGAUGUCGCCCUCACGAAAGCCCAGCUCACCCUCGUUCUCCGGCUCAAAGUCAUACAGCGCUUUGCAGCUGGGCUGCUCCGGGGCUGUGGGCCAGAAGGAGAGUUUAGGACUUUUCAGUUUCCAACAGUUCUUUUACAAAAACAACAAAAGUGUAACAUUCUAUGACACCAUGGUUUCACUGGUGUCAUCCCCUCUUACAGCAUGUUUUGUUUAUCGACCCACUCCCUGGUCACUGAUCUGAUCUGAGACCAGCAGAGGACAGAUGAGCUUCAUGCACAAACAAACUAGACAAUUGUCCACCAACAAAGUCAGUCUUUGUGUAGCAUUGUCAGUCUAAGCCUUGAGAUGAUCACUCUGUUUCGUUCAUAUGAAAGAACUAUGCUAUGGUAAUCGUAGUUCUUUUCUAUUUGAGUUUAACUUGUCUGGUUGCUACCUGAAACGUAUGGUACAUCUUAUAUGGACACUGUGUGGACUAAAAGAACCUCAGCGUCAUCCAAAGUCUUAGCGCCAUUAAAAUCAACUGGCUUCUUGCCGUAUAAGUCACUGCCAAAAGUUUGCAGGAGACCAGUUAUAAAAACAGACUUUGGGAGCACAAAUGAUUU